UACAAUGGGCUCUAAGCGACGGAGAGCCACGUCUCCAUCCAGCAGUGUGAGCGGAGGAGAUUUCGAGGACAGCCAGACAACAUCUAUACCAUCAACCAGCCGGAAGAGGAGAAGAACCACAAACAUCCCCACUGUCGACCCUAUCGCUGUGUGUCAUGAGCUGUACAACACUAUCAGAGACUAUAAGGAUGAUCAGGGCAGGAUGCUGUGUGAACUCUUCAUCAGAGCACCAAAGAGAAGGAACCAGCCGGAUUACUAUGAUGUGGUGUCGCAGCCCAUCGACAUGAUGAAGAUCCAGCAGAAGCUGAAGAUGGAGGAGUAUGAUGAUGUUGAGCAGCUCACAGCCGACUUUCAGCUCCUAUUCAACAACGCCAAGACCUACUACAAAGUGUGUAUAUGUCAUACGCUAGCAGUCAAAUGUCUAAGUCAUUUCGAUUUCUUAAUGUUUUUUUAA
Pimephales promelas (fathead minnow) is the source of this 454-nucleotide messenger RNA. NCBI's taxonomy places the organism in Eukaryota, Metazoa, Chordata, Actinopteri, Cypriniformes, Leuciscidae. The record is from RefSeq and is a predicted model, not a curated record.